CAGCUGACAGGCGUCUGCGGCUUCGCUUCAUGGCCGCCCUCCCGCCCCGCCUGGGCUCUGUGGGGAGUAGGGGAGCCCGCGGCGGCCCGGAGCCAGAGCUGGCGAGCCGACCGGGGACCUGUGCGCGGCGCCGCUGAGGCGCAGCAUGUGAAGAGGAGACGGCUUCCAGUGCGAGGCGAGCCUCUCAGCCGGCCGGGAUGGCUACGACGGCCGAGCUCUUCGAGGAGCCUUUUGUGGCAGAUGAGUAUAUUGAACGACUUGUGUGGAGAACCCCAGGAGGAGGCUCUAGAGGGGGUCCUGAAGCUUUUGAUCCCAAAAGGUUAUUAGAAGAAUUUGUAAAUCAUAUUCAGGAACUACAGAUAAUGGAUGAAAGGAUUCAAAGGAAAGUAGAGAAACUAGAGCAACAGUGUCAGAAAGAAGCCAAGGAAUUUGCCAAGAAGGUACAAGAGCUCCAGAAAAGCAAUCAGGUUGCCUUCCAACAUUUCCAAGAACUAGAUGAGCACAUCAGCUACGUAGCAACCAAGGUCUGUCACCUUGGAGACCAGUUGGAAGGGGUAAACACACCUAGACAGCGGGCAGUAGAGGCUCAGAAAUUGAUGAAAUACUUUAAUGAGUUUCUAGAUGGAGAAUUGAAAUCUGACGUUUUUACAAAUUCUGAAAAGAUAAAGGAGGCAGCAGACAUCAUUCAGAAGUUGCACCUAAUUGCCCAGGAGUUACCUUUUGACAGGUUUUCAGAAGUAAAAUCCAAAAUUGCAAGUAAAUAUCAUGAUUUAGAAUGCCAACUGAUUCAGGAGUUUACUAGUGCUCAAAGAAGAGGUGAAAUCUCCAGAAUGAGAGAAGUAGCAGCAGUUUUGCUUCAUUUUAAGGGUUAUUCCCAUUGUGUUGAUGUUUAUAUAAAGCAGUGCCAGGAGGGUGCUUAUUUGAGAAAUGAUAUAUUUGAAGAUGCAGCGAUACUUUGCCAACGAGUGAACAAACAAGUUGGAGAUAUCUUUAGUAAUCCAGAAACAGUACUGGCUAAACUUAUUCAAAAUGUAUUUGAAGUCAAACUACAGAGUUUUGUGAAAGACCAGUUAGAAGAAUGUAGGAAGUCUGAUGCAGAGCAGUAUCUCAAAAAUCUCUAUGAUUUAUAUACAAGAACUACAAACCUUUCCAGCAAAUUGAUGGAGUUUAACUUAGGUACUGAUAAACAGACUUUCUUGUCAAAGCUUAUCAAAUCCAUUUUCAUUUCCUAUUUGGAGAACUAUAUUGAGGUGGAGACUGGAUAUUUGAAAAGCAGAAGUGCUAUGAUCCUACAGCGCUAUUAUGACUCAAAAAACCAUCAAAAGAGAUCCAUUGGCACAGGAGGUAUUCAGGAUUUGAAAGAGAGAAUUAGACAACGUACCAACUUACCACUGGGGCCAAGUAUCGAUACUCAUGGGGAAACUUUCCUAUCUCAAGAAGUGGUGGUUAAUCUUUUACAAGAAACCAAACAAGCCUUUGAAAGAUGUCAUAGGCUUUCUGAUCCUUCUGAUUUACCAAGGAAUGCCUUUAGAAUUUUUACCAUUCUUGUGGAAUUUUUAUGUAUUGAGCAUAUUGAUUAUGCUUUGGAAACAGGACUUGCUGGAAUUCCUUCUUCAGAUUCUAGGAAUGCAAAUCUCUAUUUUUUGGAUGUUGUGCAACAGGCCAAUACUAUUUUUCAUCUUUUUGACAAGCAGUUUAAUGAUCACCUUAUGCCACUAAUAAGCUCUUCUCCCAAGUUAUCUGAAUGCCUUCAGAAGAAAAAAGAAAUAAUUGAACAAAUGGAGAUGAAAUUGGAUACUGGCAUUGAUAGGACGUUAAAUUGUAUGAUUGGACAGAUGAAGCAUAUCUUGGCUGCAGAACAAAAGAAAACAGAUUUUAAGCCAGAGGAUGAAAACAAUGUUUUGAUUCAGUAUACUAAUGCCUGUGUUAAAGUCUGUGCUUAUGUAAGAAAGCAAGUGGAAAAGAUUAAAAAUUCCAUGGAUGGGAAGAAUGUGGAUACAGUUUUGAUGGAACUUGGAGUACGUUUUCAUCGACUUAUUUAUGAGCAUCUUCAACAAUAUUCCUACAGUUGUAUGGGUGGCAUGUUAGCAAUUUGUGAUGUAGCUGAAUAUAGGAAGUGUGCCAAAGACUUCAAGAUUCCACUGGUAUUACAGCUUUUUGAUACUCUGCAUGCACUUUGCAAUCUUCUGGUAGUUGCCCCAGAUAAUUUAAAGCAAGUCUGCUCAGGGGAACAACUUGCUAAUCUGGACAAGAACAUUCUUCACUCCUUUGUACAACUUCGUGCUGACUAUAGAUCUGCCCGUCUUGCUCGACAUUUCAGCUGAGGUUGAAUUUACAAGGGAAAUGUGUUGUACUUCAGCAGGCCUUGGUUGAUGGAAAGCACAGGAGAUUUCUUAAUGUGACACAGCCAACAUUUUAUGGAAAAAUGACUGUUUGGAGAAACAGCAGCCAUACUUACCCUUGAGAUUUUAUUUGAAAUUUGGACACUACUAGCCAUAUUUUGCUUUUUCCCCUUAAGUUGAAUUUUAAUUCAAUUCUUGAACUUACAGAUUUCAAAUUCUAAAUUUCAAAUUCUGUGAACCUACAUGUCACUGUUUUCAUCCUGGAAAAUGUUGGUGUCAGAAGACAAACGAGAUGUUAUCAGUGUUCCAGUUGACAUUCUUUAACAUAUUCUAUUGGAAAAUUUCACCGUCCUAUUUUGCAUUAAUGGUAAAAUCCAGCAAAACUGCAUUUAUUAUUUACCAAUUUUUAAUGACCUUUUCAGCACUUGAUAAUUGUUAAACAAGUUAUUUUAGGUUUUCCUAGAGAACUUUUGCCUCUUUCAAAAGGUUAAUAAUUGAGCAUAAUUUCUGUAGUUAAUUGGAUUUUUUCCUGAGGUACAACAAUAAUUUCCAAGAAAAAUGUUAUAAACUAAACUAAAUGAUGAAAUGUUUCAUGUAGAUAUUAGGAGUGGAUCAGAAUACAUCUGCUUUCUGGGUAAAAAAACUUAAAGUUUACUAUUUCUUAUUUCGUAAACAGAUUUUAAGCCAAUGCUAGCAAGAAAUUAAUAAGUCUACCUUAUUUUAUAUUUCACUUAAGAUAAGGUGGAGGACCUUAACUAAAGGACCACAUUUAUUCAUUAUUUUAAUAUUAUAAGGGAAGUAAAAUGAGGUUUAGUCUAAACGAUGAAUAUGAGAAAUAUUGACAGUGUUUAGCAACAAUGCAGUCCUUUAAGCUUUCUUUCUUAAUGCUAAACUGGAAUAAGAUGGGAUGGCUAAACAUAAGUAAUACAUUUUAAGGGGAAUCAGGAAUUGAUAGAUAGCAUUAUAUAUUCUAAGUCUGGAGAUGAGCUUUGUAAAAACUGGUUGCUUUGCAAAUCUAUAGUUUCUGUCAUUAUCUUUUUCAAGGCAUUUCUGAAGCAGUUCUUACUGAUUGGAGUUAAUUGAAUUGGCUUAAUAUGGUGACAUAAUAAAUCACUUAUAAAAUUUUAAACAUCAAGUGGAAAUUUAGAAAGGCUGUUACUCUACAAUUUCUAUAAACUUGCUCUGCAAGAAUUCAUUCUUAUCUAUAUGUAAUGUUUCAGCUUCCUUUGUGGUGUUUAUAAUCUUCUAGGAACAGAUAAACUUUAACGUUCAGCUCAUUCUUGGCAUUUUUUUUCCUUUAAUGUAGUCUUGUAGCCUUUCUGGCUUAAUUUUGGCAAACUACUUUUAAGACUAUGUUUCUGAAUGGUCAUCAAUUUUACCAAAAUUUCCAGGUCCAGCGCUAGCUACUGUUUAAAUUACUAUUGACAGAAUAUUCUUCAUUUUCUCUUUAGCCCAGUUGUUACCAAGGUAAGGAAGAGAAACGAAGUAUGCCAACUUUUAUCAAAGCAUUUUAGUAAAUCGUGGCAGUUUUAGAAGGCUGUCUAGUUUUCUAUUCCUUAGCCAAGGGAAGCCAGAACAGAUUUUGGAUACUAGAGAAAGUCAUAUGCUUGUACUAUUGCCAUUUUAGAAAGCUCUGAUGUGAAUUCAAAUUAUACCUCUGUUACUGAAAGCCAACAGUUUUAAAGCAGUAGUUUUACUGGCCAUUUGAACUCUUUGUACACAGUGUCAAUUUGUAAAAAAAAAAAAAAAAAGGAAAAAAGAAAAAAAAUCUUAAAUAAAACAUGAGAGAACAUUUUAAGACUUCCAAAUCAGAGAAGUGCUUCAAAUUAUUUUGUUUGGACUAAUUUUUAAAAUGUAAAGCAUAUACAUGUUGCUUAGAUAUUUUGUUAAUUAUUAUUUCCAUGCUUGAGUUUUGUGCAAUAUUUUCCAUUAUGUCCAUUGACCAAGGCAGUGACAAAGAAAACUCUUAAGUGAAUACUUAACUUAGAAGUGUUAACAUUAAUGUUUAAUAAACAAAUUCCCUGCAAUUGUUUUUUUAUUUCACUCCAUUUUUACAUCUUUAGGAUAUGUGUACUUAAUUUCAAAAAUUAUUUCUAUUUAAGUUUUCAAGAUGUUCUUUAUUUUUUAUAGCAUAGGUCUUCUCACUUCCUUUUUUUUUGGAGAAUAAUACUUUAUAACUAAGAUUAGAAAUUUAACCUAAACUGAUUAUCUUUCUCUAAGAAAAAAAAAUUUGUUGUAUAAACCCCUAUGCGUUACUUGCAUUCUUUGUAUUCCAGUUUUUAAAGUAUUUUGUAUGUAUAUUUGUGGCCACUAUAAAAUUUUGCCCACAAUUUAUGACUCAAAAGAGAUGACCAAUAAGUAAGAUGUUUUUCAUGUGCACAUGGUAAAAUUUUAGGUAGCAAUAAUGGAACUUUGUAUAUUAGUAACUUUAGCCAACACUGAAUAAGGAGAAUCUUUACAGUUUUCUGCAGUUCCACAUGAGCUAACAGGCAAUAUUUAGGUAAUGUUUUGAAGUUGAAAAUAUGCUCCAAAACCCUGCAAAUUAUUUUUCUUCAACUUGAGUAUAUUAUGUUUGCAUAAAAUGGUACAGAAAGUGAAAUGCAGAACACAAGUUUAAGAAGGAAGUCUAGCAUAUGUAAGUUAUGAUAUUGAAAAUGACAGUCAACCAGAGUAGAUAAAUAGUCCUUAUGAAGAAUUAUUAAAUAAUGCUUGGAUGGAUCUUUAGAUAUAGUUGACUAUCUGACUAUUUCAAGACAAGUAUUUAGCCUCAUUUUGAGCAUCACCAUGGUUGCAAGUCCCUAGCACUUUCCCCCCCUUUUUUUUUUUUAAGAUUUUAUUUAUUUGACAGAAAGAGACACAGUGAGAGAGGGAACACAAGCAGGGGGAGUGGGAGAGGGAGAAGCAGGCUUCCCGCGGAGCAGGGAGCCCAAUGUGGGCCUCGAUCCCAGGACCCUGGGAUCAUGACCCGAGCCGAAGGCAGACACUCAACGACUGAGCCACUCAGGCACCCCUCACCUUCCCUUUUUAAAAGAAGGGCUGCUAAGUAUGUUAACUUAUGAUAUAUUUAAAUGAUUUUCUUUCCUCUUUUACUUUAAAUAUUUCACUCUCUGAAUAGCAGCCUUCUGACUUACAGUGAAAUAAUUGAAUUACCAGAUUGACUCAAAGUGGAGAAUUUACUGCUUCCCUAAAAUGCCUUUAUUUCAUCUGUGAUGGUGAAUAUUUACAAGUAUCCAGAUAAAGAGAUUUUGGUUCCUGAAAUGCCACAAAACCUUUUAAGGUGGUCAUGUUUAUAAGGUAGUGGCUAAGGCAUGCUUGAACAACUGUUUUAUGAGAAUAAGCAAAGUUCACUCAGUGCAUAAUUUGUCGUAGACUUAAAAAGCUCACCUCUGGGAAUUUAAUUGUUUUUAAUAUGAAAUUAUGCUGCAUAUUGCCCAUAUAUUACUCAUUGACUCAGAAGUGUAAGAUGUUUCCUAGAAGUGUACUGAAUUCUUCUGAUUUCUUUUGGAGAAUUUGACAUCAAAAGCACUUUAUGUUUUUAUACAAUUAGUUUAACUAUAUUUAAUUCCUUUAGUACUUCUCUCUGCUUGAGAAACCCAGUCCUAAAAUACAUUGUGUACUUUGGAGGAAAAGACCAGUCCAUGUUGUUAGAGUAAAUAAUUCUACCUAAAGUAAAAACAGCAAUUUUUAAAUUUUGAUGCAUAAUAGAAAUAAUUACAGCUACAUUUAUCUACUCAAGUCCCAUGCACUAUGCUAAUCAUUUGAUUUGUAUACAUGAUCUCAUUAGAUUCCAAAGCAGCCUUAGGAGUUGGGUACUGUUACCUUCAUUUGACAGAUGAAACAUCUAAGCCACAAAAACGUUAAGUAGACCUACUCAAGGUCUAUAGCUAAUAAAAGGUUCAGAUUGAAACUUAAGUCUUUCUCACUCACUGUUUAUGUUCUGUACAGUCUCCCUGUUUAAAUAGGUCCUUUGUUUUGGUAGGCUCAUUAGUUUUUGCUUAAUCUAAUUCUCUUCUCAUCCAAUGUUUGGUUCUCACUGUAAUGUUUAGACUAUGAAGUUGAUACACAGGAUCAGUAUCUAAUUUACUGUUGGAUUUUUUUAAUGUGCCCAGUGUGUAAUCAUACUUUUUAAAUUUGGUUUUUAAAAUUUUAUAAGUGGUCAUGAAAUUUUAAUUUAAUAUUAAGUUUGUAUUUAAUAGAAAUCUUUCUAUCAAAAAGUUCUCUUUAGUAUUACUUUACAUAAUAGUAUUAUGUCUGCUUAAUAAUUUUGUAUCAUAUUUUAUAACAAGUAAAUGACAACUCUAGCUUGGAAAAUACGAGGAAAUCAGUAUUUCUGCCUUCAAAAACAGACUUUUAAUGUCAUAAGUUUGCCAAUUCUGUUAAUUAUUUAAUGGAUUUGGUAGUUUUUAAAUGACUAAUGUUGGAGGGAAAACGUACUCAGUGUAUUAGCAAUAGAUAGCCAUUUUCAUGUAAUCAAAAAUUGCAUGUUUAAUCUUCUAAAAAUUGCCUUAACUCUUUUAUUCUUACCACUGAUCAAUCCUUUUUAUUUCCAAAUUUAGGGGAGAAACAACUCCUCAAGUAUAUAUGGGAGAGAAACCUGACACAUUAGAGUGUAAGAAUUUUAAUUGGUGAUUUGGAGCAGUUAGGCUGAUAACCCUGGGCUUAACAAGAUUGAUAUUUUUUAAACUUGGCCCUGUGUACAUCAACACUAUUAUUUGGGUGGUAACAGUAAACUUCAGUUCUUGUGAUAUCACUUUUAGGGGGAGGGAAAAGUAAUUAACCAUACUUGUUCAUUUUCUAAGUGUUUUAGAUGGUUGCAGAUUGCCUCACCAUACAAAGCCAAUUUAAAUAUGGGAAUAUAUCACAUCAUACUCCAAACAGCAAACAACCUGAGAGGAAAGUCAUUUAUUCAGAAGGCAUAGAUUUGUGCUAGACAUCAAUGAUGCAUUACAAAUAUAUAAUUAUUUGCACUAAUAUUUGAGCAGGUGGAAUGGAUUAGAACAUGGUCAACAUUAUGCUGCUGAUAACAUGUAUUUUUCUAUAUUAAUAUGUACUGUGCAACGUGUAUUAAAAUUGUCAAUAAUUCAUUUUAGCCAAGAUACUAAUAUUUAUAUUACUAUGUUGAAGAAACAGUAUCCAACUGAGCCACUUUUAAUUUAAAAGUCUGAAACUGGAAUUAAGUUUACUUUGAAAAACCACUUAAGUUACUUUAUAAUCAUGGUAAGGUCAGUAAAACAGAAUUAUCAGUGACUGGUGACUUAAUAGGAAGAAGUAUGGAGGGUUAAGAAUAGGGCUAGGAAUCUGCAAUAAGUAAGUUAACUUUCAUUUAGUUACAGCUCAGAUGAGUGACUUCCUUUUAUUUUCACUAUUAGCAAUCUUAAAUGAAGGAAAAUGUCGUAUCCCUUCCAGAGUAUCUUCAUACUAAUACUCUAAGUCUGAAGAUUGAAUGGAACCAAUUCCAAGGAGUUAAUCUCCACUGGUGGACUUUCAAAUUUUUUAGAUUAAACUUGGAGAGGUAGGAAGCCUCUUGAUGCCCCUGUAAUCUUAAAUAAUUAGGUGCCUUUAAGUGAGACCAUCACUUUUUACCUGCCUAUCAUUUUAAUCUUUUAUACUGUGGGUAAAUUUGGUUCCUUUGAACUCUGGUAUUUUGUUAUGGCAGUUCUAUCAAAUCUGCAGCUUUUUGCUAUAGAGAAUAUUAUCUAAACGGAAUCUGGACAGUGCUGACCUAAAGAGAACUGUGAAACUACCUCUGAGUAUAUUGUUUGCAAAUGCUGUGCACUAUUUAGAGGAUUCACAUGAAAUUAUGUGAAAAUACUUUAUAAGGAGUAAUACUAAGUGCCUCUAUAUUAGGAGUCUCCAGUAAAAUGUACUUUCCUUUUUUGCCACAAGGGGGAGAAGUUAUUUUUAUAAUAAUACCUACAUUUUUGUUUGAUUUUAAAAAUAGAACUCAUAUAGUUUCUACUGAACACUACCUAUGAACAUACCACUGUCCUAACUAAUAGGAAGAAUGUGUGUUUGUGUGUGUGUAUGUGUGUUUAAAUAAGAUUGUGAAAGUCGUGAAAAAUUUCUGGGUCAGUUAAUGACAUAAAACUAAGACAGUUUUGAAGAACUUGUAUGUUCACGGUGGACACAGGAAUUGGACAAAGUUCAUCAUCAUUAAAAUUAUGUUUUUGGAGUUAUAUCAUUGAAUUACUUUAGCAGCUCUUUAAGAAUAAUCUAUUGAUUAGUUUUCUGCAUUCUGCUUUUUAAAGAAAAAAUUUUGAAACAAUCUCAGACUUAAAGAAAGGUUGUAAAUACUGUACAAAUAAAAUUUUUCCGCUUUGA
Messenger RNA from Zalophus californianus (California sea lion), 8663 nucleotides. It is a transcript of the gene EXOC5, whose product is annotated as exocyst complex component 5. Lineage: Eukaryota; Metazoa; Chordata; Mammalia; Carnivora; Otariidae. The record is from RefSeq and is a predicted model, not a curated record. Gene Ontology annotation, biological process: Golgi to plasma membrane transport; exocytosis. Gene Ontology annotation, cellular component: cytoplasm; exocyst. Bases 198 to 2324 code for a protein of 708 amino acids. The transcript is spliced from 18 exons.